Molecule: messenger RNA, 366 nt
Organism: Pichia kudriavzevii
Lineage: Eukaryota; Fungi; Ascomycota; Pichiomycetes; Pichiales; Pichiaceae
Exons: 1
Coding region: 1-366 (121 amino acids)
Cellular component (GO): mitochondrion
Source: RefSeq, a predicted model, not a curated record
AUGUCUGCAGUGGUGAAGAACUCUCUUAAAACUCUUGUUCCUCCAAACAAGGAGAAGUUAAUUAAGCUAGAGAAACUUCAAUGUCAAAUCUUCAGAACUACAUAUAAUCCAACUAAGAUGAAAACAGGUGCUAAAAUAUUGUCUGCACCAUUAAAGGGUCAAACCUUGGGUAACUACUAUGGUCCAUCCGAUUUUCCAUCUAUUGCAAAGGUUGCAAGAACCCUCAGUACCCCAUCAUUUACUGUUAUUAACGAACCUGAACAGUAUAGAGUUGAAAGAGUUGAGGAUCUCAAGAGAAGAGGUAAAGGUGCACCAAAGAAGAUCAGGGAAGCUGGAGGUGCCGCUAAGGGUAAGAAGAAGAAAUGA